Messenger RNA from Linum trigynum, 891 nucleotides. Lineage: Eukaryota; Viridiplantae; Streptophyta; Magnoliopsida; Malpighiales; Linaceae. The record is from the annotation of a GenBank genome assembly.
ACACAAUUAAUCCAUCGCGACCAAAUAAAAAAAUAGGUCCAGUUUGGUCGAGGAAGAGAGAAGAAGAAGAAGAGAAAAAAAGAGCCAUUAUGUCUCGCUUCGUGUUGGACUCCAACAACUUAUGGCUGGUCGGCAACUCCGACGGCACGAUCGCUGUCCUCGAUGGCCCGGACGUUGCCGACCUCAACCCCAAAGACGUGACCGGCGACGUGAGCAAGUGGCAGCUAAUGGCUCGUAUCGGGACCAACUCGGCUUCCACUCACCAGGAUCUGGAAGUCUUCGGCGUCGUAUUCGGGGGCCAGAAGCUGGAAGAGCUGAGGAAGAACACCUACGACGACCAAGUCACCGUGACCAGAGAAGGGUUCAUGAUCCGGUGGCUCAACCCUAGUGGCAGCAAGGGCCCCAAGGAAGGAAAUCCCUACCGCCGCCUCAACGAUCUCUUCGACUGGUCAAAGCAUGGUGUUGAGGUCCCCACUCCGGUCGCAACGGAGUGGGACCGGUACCAGCUUGGUACCGGGAAGCUAAUGGCGGAGGGCUCGGGUUUGGUCAACCUGGCGAAAGUCAUAGAGGAGCUGGAGAUGGAGAACCAGACGCUUCGGGAUGAGAAGGACUUGGAGAUCAGGGAGUUGAACAAGAAGCUGGUCGAGGGUAAAGGUGACGGCGGCGGUGAUAAUAAGUCUGCUGCGGACAAAGAUAAGGAGAUUGCUGUCAAAGAUGAACAGAUCCGUGUUCUCAAGGAGGCACUCAAACUCUUCCUCUAAUUUAAGCUACUACUGUUCCUUUCCGUCCACCCGCCGGCGCUCGUUGGUUAAUAUGUGUGUACCCCGUACGUGCUUCAUAUGUGUGUUAUGUUGCUGUGUUAUUUCCAAUUAAUGAAAUAAAAAUUGAAGU